Molecule: messenger RNA, 654 nt
Organism: Trichomonas vaginalis G3
Lineage: Eukaryota; Parabasalia; Trichomonadida; Trichomonadidae
Product: galactose-binding domain-like family
Exons: 1
Coding region: 1-654 (217 amino acids)
Source: RefSeq, a predicted model, not a curated record
AUGAUUUGUUUCAUUACAAUUUUUUCUACGAGUGAAGCGGAUCUAAAUGGAAUAUUUAAGCAGGAAUACGAUAAGAAAACAAUCGAUUUGUUUGUCAGUGGUUCAUCAAAACAAUAUAUAAACGGCUCGAAACAAGUUACAAAACCAGAAUAUGCAAUCAGCCCAUGGAACAAGCGCUACGACUGGUGCUCAAAUUGUGGUGUCAAUUAUGACGAUCAUCCAUGGAUCGGAUUUUCGAUCAAAUCGAAGAAAAUAAGAUUUAAUAGUUAUUUUAUUAGAUGUGGUUGUUGCUACGAGGGCUGCUGCUGUGAAGAGUCCGACUAUUGCUUUGAUUGCUGUUUAUAUUCUUGGUCUCUGCAGAUUUCUAAUGAUAAUAAAACUUGGACCGAAGUUCACAAAAUGAAAGACAAAGAAAUGAGAAUUUGCAAAGAGAAAACAUAUAAUCUAGACAAAAGUUACGAAGCUAAAUACGUAAGGUUGAUACAAAAUGAAGCCUGCCCAGGAGAUCCUCCUUGCAUCGCCAUUAACAGAAUGGAACUGUUUGGAGAUGUAAUAGAUGAUAGUUCUAUCGAUGACAACUUCGUUUCUUACCAUGAUGACGAUGAAGAUGAUGUAAGCAUUAUAGGACAUAUUUCUAAGAAUGCAAGAGUGUAA